Messenger RNA from Papaver somniferum (opium poppy), 2255 nucleotides. Its product is annotated as starch synthase 1, chloroplastic/amyloplastic-like. Bases 45 to 1955 code for a protein of 636 amino acids. Gene Ontology annotation, cellular component: chloroplast. Gene Ontology annotation, molecular function: alpha-1,4-glucan glucosyltransferase (UDP-glucose donor) activity. NCBI's taxonomy places the organism in Eukaryota, Viridiplantae, Streptophyta, Magnoliopsida, Ranunculales, Papaveraceae. The record is from RefSeq and is a predicted model, not a curated record. The transcript is spliced from 15 exons.
UAAUUUUUUUUUCUUAUUUUCUGUAACAAUUUCUUCUCUCUCUAAUGGAAGCUCUGCAAAUCUCGUGUACUGUUGUUACUUGUAAAUCAUCACCAACAACAACAGCAUUCAAACCCAGAAGUACCACUUCACUAAAAAAAUCAAACAUUUUUGGUAUUACUAAUAGUAGUAGUGGGAUUUUAUUGUCACUGAAAACCUCAAUUACAGACAGAGAAAUCAGAUUUCGAUGUUAUCAAGAUGGGAUUUCAAUUUCUGAUGCAGAAGAAAUUGAUGCAAAAGAUAAAGACGGCAUUUUUAUGACUUACAAGAAAAAAACUGAUCCUGGGGUUUCUAAAAUUGGUGAAGUGAUUGCUGAGUCUGUGGCUGAUGUUGGUGAAGCUAUUGAAGAAGUGGUGAAACCAAAAGCAGCAGGAGAGACAUACAGCAUUGUUGUUGUAUCAUCAGAGGCGGUGCCGUAUUCUAAAACAGGAGGUUUAGGAGAUGUUUGUGGUUCAUUACCUAUUGCGCUUGCUGCGCGGGGACAUCGAGUCAUGGUAGUGUCUCCAAGAUAUGUGAAUGGUAGUGCUUCUGAUAAGAUUUAUAAAGGUGCACUUGAUGCGCAAUGUAGGAUUAAGAUUCCGUGCUUUGAAGCUGAGCACGAGGUCGCAUUCUUCCACGAGUAUAGGGCGGGUGUUGAUUGGGUGUUCGCGGAUCACCCUUCUUACCAUAGACCUGGAAAUCCUUAUGGGGAUCAAUUUGGUGCUUAUGGUGAUAAUCAGUUUAGGUUCACGCUACUGAGCCAUGCUGCAUGUGAGGCUCCGUUGGUACUUCCACUCGGAGGCUUCACAUACGGGGAAAAGUGUAUGUUCCUCGUUAAUGAUUGGCAUGCAAGUCUUGUACCAGUCCUCUUGGCAUCUAAAUAUCGCCCAUAUGGAGUUUAUAAGGAUGCUCGCAGUAUUCUUGCAAUACAUAACCUCGCACAUCAGGGUGUGGAACCAGCUGCAACUUACAAGAAUUUUGGGUUGCCAGCUGAGUGGCAUGGAGCAUUAGAAUGGGUAUUUCCUACUUGGGCAAGAACUCAUGCCCUUGAUACAGGGGAAGCUGUCAAUAUUAUGAAGGGUGCAAUUGUUACAGCCGACCGGAUUCUAACAGUGAGCAAGGGUUAUGCAUGGGAAAUAACAACUGUUGAAGGUGGAUAUGGGCUUGACGGACUCAUAAGCAGCCGAGAGAGCGUUCUGGAUGGAAUCACUAAUGGGAUUGACAUUGAUGAGUGGAAUCCAUCUUCAGAUGUACAUAUUCCUUUCCAUUACUCAAUCGAUGACUUAUCUGGGAAGCAAGAAUGCAAGGCGGCGUUACAAAAGGAACUGGGGUUGCCAGUCAGGCCUGAUGUCCCAUUGAUUGGGUUCAUCGGGAGACUAGACUAUCAAAAAGGGAUAGAUAUGAUUGAAGCAGCAAUGCCAGAGCUUAUGAUGGACGAUGUUCAGUUUAUUAUGCUCGGGUCUGGCAAUGCACGUAUGGAAGACUGGAUGAAGGCAACAGAGGCAGCUUAUAAGGACAAAUACCGGGGUUGGGUUGGAUUUAAUGUACCUAUAUCUCACAGAAUAACUGCAGGAGCUGACAUAUUGUUGAUGCCGUCAAGAUUUGAACCUUGUGGUCUAAACCAGUUGUAUGCUAUGAGAUACGGGACUAUACCUGUGGUGCAUUGCACUGGAGGACUAAGGGACACGGUGGAAAACUUCGACCCUUUUGCUAAUGAAGGCAGCGGUAAAGGAACAGGAUGGACUUUUUCACCAUUAGCGAAGGACCCUAUGUUGGGGGUGUUGAGAAUUGCGAUGGACACGUAUAGGAAACAUAAAGAUUCGUGGAAGGGAUUGAUGAAGAGAGGAAUGGAACAGGACUUUACAUGGGACAAAGCUGCUGCUCAGUAUGAACAAGUUUUUAAAUGGGCUUUCAUGGAUCCUCCUUAUGUUAAAUGAGGUUGCCCAGCAUGUUAAGAAACACUUCCCCUGUUUCAGAAAAAAUGAUACUUUUAGCUGUGGAGGGAUUAAAGGGAACUUCUCAGAUGGAGUUCUGAGUCCACAGUCCGGUGGAUACAUGGCAAUAGGUGAAGCUUUAACAAGGACGAAGGAAAAGCAGAUGUUGAAGAUUCAUAUAAAAGCUUACCCAAAGCUAGUCAUCCAAUCAAUUACAGAUGAUGUCCUUCUUAUCCGAUGGGAGAAUAGGAACACUCUAAAAGAAUAAAACACUUAAAUUUAAGCUUUUUACAUUGUAAUUUU